Molecule: messenger RNA, 3067 nt
Organism: Schistosoma haematobium
Lineage: Eukaryota; Metazoa; Platyhelminthes; Trematoda; Strigeidida; Schistosomatidae
Product: Large neutral amino acids transporter small subunit 1
Exons: 9
Coding region: 47-1504 (485 amino acids)
Biological process (GO): amino acid transmembrane transport
Cellular component (GO): membrane
Molecular function (GO): L-amino acid transmembrane transporter activity
Source: RefSeq, a predicted model, not a curated record
UUUUUAAAAGUUAGUGCAGGUUUUCGCGGAACCAGAGCAGCAAAAAAUGUCGAAAUCCAUACCGGAUUUGCAAGAUUCUCUAGUAAAUGAUAAGAAAAAUACAAAUAAUAUUGUUGCUGUAAAAAUGGAGAAAACUAUUGGUCUUGUAAGCAGCAUCACAAUUAUUAUCGGUUCAAUCAUUGGUUCGGGUAUAUUUGUUAGUCCAACUGGUAUAUUAGAAAAUAUGCAGAGUUUUGGUGCUAGCUUGAUUAUUUGGAUUGGGUGUGGAAUUUUUUCUUUAUUGGGAGCCUAUUGCUAUGCUGAGCUAGGCACAAUGAUUCAACGCUCAGGUGGAGAUUAUGCAUAUGUGCUUGAAGCGUUUGGUUCAUUUAUGGGAUUUUUACGUCUGUGGAUUGAAGUGAUGGUAGCCAGACCAGCUACAAUGGCUGUCAUUGCUAUGACAUUCGCUAAAUACAUUUUACAGCCUAUAUUUCCUGAUUGUCCACAGUCUAAUGCAGUUGUACGAUGUUUAGCAGCUGUAUGUAUUAUGAUCCUGGGAUUUAUAAACUCUGUCUCUGUACGUUGGUCUACACGUGUACAGGAUAUUUUCACAUAUACAAAAAUAAUAGCAUUAUUAAUGAUUAUUAUUACAGGAUUUGUACAAAUUGGUUUAGGUCACGUUGAGGAAUUUCAAUCGCCAUUUGAAGGAUCUAAUUGGAAUCCUGGAAGUAUUGCCAAAGCAUUCUAUUCUGGUUUAUUCUCUUAUGCUGGUUGGAAUUAUUUAAAUUGUAUGAUUGAAGAAAUGAAAAAUCCUAAACGUGAUUUACCUAUUGCUAUUGUCUUCUCAUGUCUUGUUGUGACUAUUGUCUAUACAUUAGCUAAUGUUGCUUAUAUUACUGUGGUUUCAUUGAAUGAAAUAUUAACAACACCAGCUGUUGCUGUAACAUUUGCUAAUCGAAUAUACGGUCCAGCAUGGUGGAUUAUGCCAAUAUUUGUUGCUUUCUCGACAUUUGGUGGUGUUAAUGGCAAUAUGUUGACUACAUCGAGGAUAUUCUUUGUAGCUAGCCGUGAAUCUCAUAUGCCCAGAUUCAUAUCUUUUCUGCAUAAGGAUAAAUUGACACCAAUACCAGCUGUCCUUUUUACUUGUAUCACCGGUAUAGCUUAUCUUCUUGUAACAGAUAUUUAUUCACUGAUGACCUAUUUGGGUUUUGUUCAAUGGUUAGCUAUUGGCGUAUGUGUAAUGAUUGUUAUCGUAUUCAGAUAUACACGACCUGAUGCCAAACGUCCAGUUAAAGCUCCUUUACCAUUUGCAAUUAUUUAUGUGACAAUAACAUUCUUAUUGGUUAUUUUCACAUUUAUUGGUGCACCAAUUGAAUCAUUAAUGGGGUUACUAAUUAUUUUCACUGGAAUUCCGGUUUAUCUUAUCGGUUGUGUAUGGAAGAAUAAACCGAAAGUAUUUCAACGUGUAUUAUAUGACUUCACAUUGGGUUCACAAAAACUUUUACAAUUAAUACCUGAAAGUUGAUUUUACUUAACUACUUUACUGUGCUUAUUCAAUAUCUUAAUACGCACACACACACACACAUGAUGUCAAAUGACAAUGAUCAUUUACGACAUGAUUAUUAUGAUUAUUAUUAUUAUUGAAGUUCGUUUAUUUACAAUAGAGGAAGGAAUAAUUUUCUUCGAUUGUUCCACUUAUAAUUUAUAUCAUGUUUUUUAAGCAAUAACAAAUAAUAAAUAAAUAAAUAAAGACGAGUUCAACUUCCAUUGAAUCAUACUUUGUUUUAUUCCAUUGAAACAAUUGAUUAUUAUUAUUAUUAUUAUUAUUAUUAUUAUUAUAACAACUAUAUACAUAAAUCAUUCAUGUUACUAAGGGACUGAAAAUAUCAAAAUGCCUGUGUAUCUGAUAGUAAAGUUGCAUUUAUUUAUCUCUUUAUUUAUUUAUUUGAUAAUGUAUUCACAUAAACAAACAAACAAACAUACAUACUGGUUAUUCAUAACAUUCAGAUAAUUGAGUCAAUUUGAUGAUGAUGAUGAUGAUGAUGAUGAUUUAAGUUUUCUCACUCGGAUACAAAAAAACAUUCCUGUUUAUGGAUUCGUUUUUAUCCCCUUUCCUGUUCUCCAUUAUUAUCAAGUGUCAAGUGUAUUAGUGUUGCUAAUCUCCUUUUUUUUUUACGUUUUGUUUUACUAUUCUAUCUGUCAUUAUAAUGAAUGUAAUUGAUCUGUUUACUUUGUUCGUUAAGUCUCAUAUUAUCCCAAAUUAAUUCUACGCCAUAAUCUUCAUAUAUCUAUCUGUUUCUUUUUAUCUCUUUAUUAUUAUUUUCUCCUUAUCUUAUUCAUAUUAAAUAAAUGAUAAUCAUUAUCAUAAAUGGUGUUAAUAUAGAUCAAUUUCAUAAUAAAUACAAUAUCAGUCAGCUACAACGUUGAACCAGGCACAUAUGUGCAUCAGUCCAAGUUGUCAUACCUCAUUACCACAAUAAUAUUCAACUCGUUCAAUCCCUCGAAAAAGUAAACAUUUUCUAUUUUGAUAUAUAGUCUAAUCUUCAUAUCAUUCAUCAUUCCUAAAACUAUAUACAAAAUAAUCUGUUUAUGAUUGUUAAGUCAAGUCAUCGUGUUAAUAUCAUAUUCAUUUCAAAGUGUUUGGGGAAAAAAGACGUACAGAAUAGAAUAAUAUUAGGUUAUCUAUUACUAACAAGAAUAAUAGUUAGUUAACAACAAACACUAAAUGCAUAAAAUACAAUGAAUGAUAUCAUUAUACUACAAUUCGACUGGGAGUAAUUUAACUAAGCUAGAUUAUUUUGACCCCAUUCCCCACCCCUGUCUCCAUUUUUAACCAAUCAGAAAGCCGAUAUUUGAUUGAACUUAGUAACUAUCACUAAAUGCAUUCGUUUAGUGAUAUGAAAAUACAGUUUUCUUAUGAUUCACUAAUUUUAUCAGGUUUACAAUGGGUUUCUUUUUAUUACCAAAAUAAGUUAAAAUGUAUACAGUAUAAAAAUUCAUAUAUAUAUAUAUAUAUAUAUAUAUAUAUAUAACUCCAUAUCAUCUACAUGUUAUACCUUUAAAGAAACAUAAAUAAAGCGUCAUUAAA